This is a messenger RNA of Echinostoma caproni, 207 nucleotides long. The record is from the annotation of a GenBank genome assembly. Lineage: Eukaryota; Metazoa; Platyhelminthes; Trematoda; Plagiorchiida; Echinostomatidae.
AUGGGUAUCCCGGCUGGUGAUCUUGAAAAAGGAAAAAAGUUGUUUGUGCAACGCUGUGCGCAGUGCCAUACUGUAGACAAAGGUGGUGUAAACAAGACCGGACCGAAUCUGCAUGGUAUUUUUGGCCGAAAGACCGGACAAACUCCCGGGUUCGAUUAUACUCCUGCCAAUAAAUCUAAAGCUGAAUCUCUACAAAUGGACUACUAA